AUGCGGCUUGGGUUGGAUGCGAGCGCCCAGUCCCCCUGCUUCUGGCCGGGCGCUUACUGCGGGUCGGCCAUGAGCGCUCGGAUGUACAGGGAGCGGUGCGCGAUCUCGACUCAACGAGAGCUGAACAGGUUAACAGCCUCACCGGAGUUCCAGGCUUGGCUUGAAGAAAAGAGCACUGGAAGAUGGCUUGGGCGGCUCGCGUUGAGCUGCCUGCUGCUGGUGACUGCAGCCGGGGGUAUGGGUUUUGGAUUGAACAAGGAUUGGUCAGCACAUCUACACGCUGCUACAUCUAAACCUGUGGAGCUCCUUGUAGUUCCUCAGGCGGAAGAAGGCACUGAGAAGAAUGUGACAGUCAAGAAUGGAAAGCCACACCAUCAAAUUACUUCAUCAGGGGCUGGCACAGGCGGUCGACAGUGUGACACAGGAGAACUGAAGAUCUGUCCUCUCGGCAGGACUCUCUCCUCUGUGAUUGGCAAGCAAGCAGCUGUGGGAGAUGACUCAUGUGUUUGCUCUGCUGCAUCGCCCGGGCAGGGAAAAGAACAGGUGUUUCAGGAUGAGCACAUCUUGAGAGACAAUCGCAGCUUGGGGAGUGAGGGUGCCUGGGAUGCUGGCAGCAGGUUUCCCGCACUGCAAACGUACCUGGAAACUGUUGCAGUCCUUGUGUUUGGUUGGCUCACGGUGUUGUUCAUUGAUCGCACCGAGCUUAGAGGAAAUGAAGAGGGAGAUGUGUCCACCCUGCUGCUUGGGAGGAGUAUCAAGUGUGCCCCAGAAGUUGAACCAGAUCGGCAGAAAAAGCAUUUCUUGGGCCAGCAGAAGCUGGACACUGCCAAGAAAGAAAAUCGUCAACUGUCUGAAGUGUGUAGCCGGCUGGCAGCUGUUGAGAGAGAGUUGGAUAUCCAACGAGCCAAGGCGGCAGAAUUUGAAGCUGAGCGCAGAAGCUUCCUGAGGAAGAUCAAUCUCAUGGCCAGUGAAGCUCGUGCCAAGGACAGGGAGCUGGAAAGCCUGCGGGCGAGCCUGUUGGCAGCUCAACAGGCCACAAAGCGCCAGAGAAAUCGGGCCGACAUGCUGGAGAGGGAAAAUGCUGUUGCUCGUAUGGCGGCGCAACAUGCUGAAAAUAGCCUGGUGAGGCAUUUGGCUGACCGGUGGGAUGCACAAGGAGCAGCUCAGCGAUCAGGAAGGGAGGUGCAACCCGCUCUGCCAAGGCUUAAAGAUGCAAAAGUUGCGAGUCCACCCAAGGAUGCAAAGACGUUGGAACUUGAGGCAUUGCUGGCACGAUUGCAGACUAAGGCGGCCCAGCUCAGUGCUGAACUUGAGCAAAAGGAUGACCAGCUCUCAUCAAUGGACGCAUGGCGUCGAGCCAGACUGAAAGCUGACACCAAACAAGAACAGGCUGCCAAAGACACUGACCUACCGUCGACCUCAACAGGCCUUGCACCAAUGGCCACCAGUGGCAUCCGCUGUGAGGGAGGCUACAGUGGCGCGGCCUCCCUUGCACAAUGGGUGUCUUCACCAAGAACGCCACAACUCAGAGAUCGAAGGGAGAGGGGACGAGCACCUCGGUGA
Ostreobium quekettii is the source of this 1563-nucleotide messenger RNA. The record is from the annotation of a GenBank genome assembly. NCBI's taxonomy places the organism in Eukaryota, Viridiplantae, Chlorophyta, Ulvophyceae, Bryopsidales, Ostreobiaceae.